This is a messenger RNA of Plasmodium vivax (malaria parasite P. vivax), 1863 nucleotides long. Its product is annotated as histidyl-tRNA synthetase, putative. Gene Ontology annotation, biological process: histidyl-tRNA aminoacylation. Gene Ontology annotation, cellular component: cytoplasm. Gene Ontology annotation, molecular function: histidine-tRNA ligase activity. The coding region runs from base 1 to 1863 and encodes 620 amino acids. The transcript has a single exon. NCBI's taxonomy places the organism in Eukaryota, Apicomplexa, Aconoidasida, Haemosporida, Plasmodiidae. The record is from RefSeq and is a predicted model, not a curated record.
AUGCUCGCGGGGCUCGCGGGGCUGACGAGGCUCGCCCUGGCCGCCGCGACGCUCCUGCAAGUCCGCUCGAUGCGCACGGGGGGACAGGGGAGAAGAAGCUCCCCCCCCUGGCCCUUCCUGACCACCCCCUGGGCGACGAAGUCCACACCCCACCAUAAAAGAUCCACGGGAAACAAGAACAUCAGCCUCAAAAGCGUAAGAGGCAUCCGCACCUUCAACCCUAGAGACUACGCAAGGAGGGAAUACAUAUUUAAAACGUGGGAGGAAGUAGCCAAGGCCUUUUCCUUCAGCUUUUACGAUCUGCCUGUGCUGGAGGAUUACCACAUUUUCCAGAGGAGCAAAAUAAAUGAGGCGUACGACUUCGUGAAGAAUAAGCGGCACUUGAUUUUGCGGCCGGAGAUCACCCCCCAGUUGGUGAGCCACUUGUUCGUGCGCGAGGAGAGGGCGCGGCAGGCGGUCCGCCAAGACGGGGGUGAUGCAGGUGAUGCAGGUGAUGCAGGUGAAGAAGGUGAAGCCGGUCAAGCGGGUCAAGCGGCUGGACAGAGUAGCGGCCAAGAAGGGGGGCAGCCGCCUCCACCCCAGAGUGGAGUAGCAACGGACCGCUCGCACAGCUCGCACUGCUCACACCGCGCCCGGGUGAAGCCGUACCGACUGCACAACCUGCGGAGGGUCCACAAAAUGAGCACCAUCGGGCAGUGCUUCCGCUACGAACGGACGACCAGCUGCAGGAAGAGGGAGCACUACCAGUGGAACAUGGAUGUCAUCGGCACGGACCUCAUAGACGCAGACGUAGAAAUUCUAACCGCCCUGCUCUCCUUCUUCCGCAGAGUCCACCUACUCCCCAGCGACGUAGUCAUUAAAAUAAAUGACAAGCGAGUGGUCAUACAGAUUAUAAAAAAGAUUUUUAAGUCGUCACUACGCGAGUUCCCACAGCCCUACAUUCAACACCAUGCCGUCCCAAAUGUCCUCCAAAUCUUAGACAAGCAUAAGAAAAUUUCGAGCGGCACUUUCAAGUUGUUGCUUCAGAGGAAGGUGCCCUACUUGCACAGACAUGAAGUGGUCAGAUUCUUUAACGUCAUUUGGAAAGUAAAAAACUUACCUGACUUGUUCAUAUUUUUUAAUUCCCCCGAGCAGAAUAUUCUUUCAGAUUUACACACAGUGCUCAGGUACUUUGGGGAGAUGAAUCUGCAGAGCUUCUUCGAAGUGGACUUAACUGUCGUCAGGGGGAUGGACUACUACACGAACAUCAUUUUUGAGAGCUUCUACCGGCAUAAGAAGUACAGGGCGAUUUGCGGGGGGGGGAGAUACAGCUAUGUUCUGAACGAAGGCCAGCGUGUGUGUGCAGUGGGGUUUGGCAUGGGGGACGUCGUCAUCACGGAGAUUUUAUUCAACAGCCAAGUGCGUCGCGGGAGGGGCAGCGAGGGAGACCUGCCUGACGAGCUCUCCAGGAACGUCGACGUGGUUAGCUUCUUCCCCCCCCUGGCACAGCGGCAGGGGGAGCGGCAGGUGCAUCGCCAGUCGGAGUGUCAAGCGGAGUGUCAAUCGUGGCAGAAGCAGGUGGGCCACCCCCCCCGCGGCCUCAUACAGAGGGAGCACUUCCACAUAGUGGACACGCUGCGCGGAAACGGCGCGCGCGUGUACUCCCUCCUCCAGGGCGGAAGCGGUGGCAACCGUGGCAACCGUGGCAGCCUUUCGAAGGCUCUGAAGAAGGCCAACGCCCUGCGCGCAAACUUCUUCCUCUUCUUCGAUGAGCACAUUGGGGUGUUCUUCCUCAAGGACUUGAGGACGGGGGGGCAGCGCGCGGUGACGUCGGCGGACGUCCUGUCGGUCUACUCCUCGGGGGUUUCGCCGCCACAACAGUAG